GUCGCCGGAGAAUAAAUCCUCCACCCCUCCCCCCCCCUCCCCCAGUUCCUCAUCCCCUCGUUUUAAUUUUCUAAAAUCGUCGUUUCAGUUAAAAGUUAAGCUUUAAAACGUUGGUUCGAAAGUCUACCGCGGGUCGAUUGUUUGAGAUCCAGCAAUGUCGGAAGACUUUGAUUUCGCUGAUAAGGGAAAAGCAAUGAAGGAUGCAGAAGCAAAAGGAUUCAACCCAGGUCUAAUAGUUCUGCUUCUUGUUGUGGGCUUAUUAUUGGUCUUCCUUGUUGGAAAUUAUGUCCUUUACAUAUAUGCUCAGAAGACAGUUCCACCAAGGAAAAAGAAGCCUGUCUCCAAAAAGAAAAUGAAGAGGGAAAGGCUGAAGCAAGGAGUCUCAGCACCAGGAGAGUAGAUUGAACUGAGAGUAGUAAACUGAACCGUAGGCCUUAAUUUGUUUUAUUUCUCUAUGUUGACUGCUACAUUAAGAUUUUCCCUUUCUUGAUGUCGGUUACCAAUAUUAAGACAAAAUUUGAGUUCUUUGGAUUGAUAA
This is a messenger RNA of Telopea speciosissima, 538 nucleotides long. Its product is annotated as DNA-binding protein S1FA-like. Gene Ontology annotation, biological process: regulation of DNA-templated transcription. The record is from RefSeq and is a predicted model, not a curated record. Lineage: Eukaryota; Viridiplantae; Streptophyta; Magnoliopsida; Proteales; Proteaceae. Gene Ontology annotation, molecular function: DNA binding. Gene Ontology annotation, cellular component: nucleus. Bases 155 to 400 code for a protein of 81 amino acids. The transcript has 3 exons.